AUGUAUAAACAAAAUUCAUAUGGAUUGAUGAUGGUUGUAUUGAUGGUCUCAUUGACUAUCGGUAUGAUCUCUGCUGCUAAAACAGCACCAUCAUCAUUGUCAUCGACACUGACAGCAAGCAAUAUUAAAUCAUUGAGCAGUAUGAUUGAAUCACAUCGUCCAUCGAAUGGUGGAUUGUACGACAACGAUCUUAAGGAAACAUUCUACGCUGUAGGUGCACUCACUCGUCUCUCCCAACCAAUCGUAAAGGAUAGCGAGCUCUGCAAACAAGUACGUGGCUUAAUCGAGCAACGUAGCAACGAUAUCGAGUCUGUAUUUUAUGGUGUCUCCAUUUUGUCAGAGAUCAAAUGUUUGGCCGCCAACCCAGUACCACUCUCAUUGAUUGAGAACGCCGUCCAAAAAUCAUUGGAAAACGGUAACAUCAAUGAAUUGGCUGCCGCCGUCAACACUGUAUUCUUAUUGCUCGACGCCAAAUCCAUCUCGUACGAUGUCGCCAACUUGGAAUCCGCCGCCAACCGUUUGGUUUCCUUGAUGGACGCCGAUGGAGAGUUCAAGCUCGAGUCUGGUUCCGACGAUGCUUCCAUCAUCAACAAUGGAGUCGCCUACUUCACCAUGGCUCGUCUUUCCCACCGUCUCAAGUCAGUCGCUGGUAUCUCGAAUCUCGUCGAUAAGGUCGUCUCCAAGUUGCCAUCGGUUGUCUCAUCGGCCUCUGACUCUGCCAGUGGAUUCGUCUGGCACGACCUCGCUACCACAUCCUCCAUUUUCCGUGGUAUCGUAGCUCUCACCUCGCAAAGCGAGAAAGUCGCCAACACAAUCACUCCACUCCAAAUCCAGAGAAUCGGAGACUACCUCCUCAGAUUCAAGAGCACCGCCUCACUCCAGGAUGCUUUCAAUUUGGUCAUCGGUUUGAAGAGUUGCGCCAAGAACUCCAUUGGACAACCAUUGUCCGUAGUCCUCAAUCCAACUACAUUCGACUCAUCGGCCUCUGGAAAGAAGUUGGUCACUGUCCAAAUCCACGAUAUUUUCGACCACCCAGUUGCCACCCAAGUCACCGUCGCCAAGGUCGCAUUGGCCACCGCCCGUAACACUGCCGUCAUCUCCAACAAGGAGUUGUCCGACAACCAACUCGAUGUUUCCGAACUCAAGCUUGGAUCAUACGUUGCCGACAUCAAGAUCAACCCAUCCGAAGACAAUUUCCAUCCAUUCACUGUCACCCGUACCAUCACUGUUUCCGGUGCUGCCGCUGUGCGUGACUUCAAAUUGAUUGUCGCCGACAACAAAGAAGCAUUGGCCAACUCCAAGCAAAUCUUCACAGUUGAAUCACAAAACCAAUUGUCCCUCGAGUUGCCAGCCGCCAAGACUGCCCGUAUUUUCUUCCGUGUCGUCUCUGGUGACCAACCAUUCGUUGCCCAACAAGUCGGAGUUCGUUUCGUCUCCAAGGUCAACCCAUCGAUUGAAACCGUUGUCCAAGCCGUAUUCAGCGUUGACUCUUACAGCUAUGUCAUUAACAGCCGUGACCUCGGUAAGCUUUUGAACUUCCAGAGCGGUGCCUACGCCGUCGAUGUCUUGGUCGGUGACUCCUCGAUUGCACCACUCAACUGGCAAGUCGGACAAUUGACACUCAACUUUGAUCAAGCUGCCACUGGAACUACCCGUUAUCCAGUUCACCAACCAAUUGAUCACCGUUUCCGUGUUCCAGAGAGCCGUCCACCACAAGUUGUUUCACAAACCUUUACUCUCCUCGUUUUGGCACCAUUCGUUAUCUUCCUCAUUGGUUUGCCAGUGUUGGGUGCCAACUUGAACAGAUUCCCAGGUGGUAUGGGAUUCAUCUACACCGUUGCUUUCAUUGGAUGUGCCGCAUUGGUUGGAUUGUUGAUCGUCACCUACUGGUUCUCAUUGACCAUGGUCGUCACCUUGAGAUACCUUGGUUUGCUUUUGAUCCCAACCGUCUUCUUUGGUCAAAAGACAUUGUCUCACUUUGCUCAAGAUAGAGUUUCAAAACCAAAACAACUCUAA
Messenger RNA from Heterostelium album PN500, 2016 nucleotides. RefSeq names its product dolichyl-diphosphooligosaccharide-protein glycotransferase (gene swp1). The transcript is spliced from 2 exons. The record is from RefSeq and is a predicted model, not a curated record. NCBI's taxonomy places the organism in Eukaryota, Evosea, Eumycetozoa, Acytosteliales, Acytosteliaceae. Gene Ontology annotation, biological process: protein N-linked glycosylation. Gene Ontology annotation, cellular component: membrane; oligosaccharyltransferase complex. Bases 1 to 2016 code for a protein of 671 amino acids.